CGGAGGAGAGUGUGGGAGUUGUAGUUCUCUCCGGAGCGUGAUGGCGGGCUAACGCAGGAGCUAACCGCUUCAAACCGGGGAAUCAAGCUGAAGCGCGCGAAUCGUCUGUGACGUUUCUCGUGAAGAAGAAAGAGCGCGAACGUUUCCUCUGAACUCUGGAGUCAAGACUCAAACCUCAGACUCAAAGACUCAAAGACACGCUGACACCCAGACGGACCGAGGCCCCGCAGACAUGAGUGAAGUGGUGGAGGAAGCAAUGGACAGCUCUGCAGUGUCAGAGGAGGAGGUGGAGGACCAGCAGGAGACGUCACAGAAAGACCCCUCGAGUCUGAAUAAAAGUCGAGUCAAAGCACCCGUUGUUGGUGACAUCAUUGAGGGCAAGCGGCCAAAGAAAAUGGUCGAGAGGCUCGAUUUCCAGGCACCCAAGCAAAUGGAGAAGCUCAAGAUUGGAGACGGUAGCGGAGAUAAGUUAGGAGACAUUCCACGCACCAGCUUCAAGCUCAUCAAGAUGAAGCCGGCGGAUCUGAAGCCUCUUCACACCAUCCUGUUCGACCGACCAGGAAAGAUCGCCACAAUAAAGAAGAACUUGCGUCUGUUUAACGGGUUUGGUUUUGAUGCCGACAGUGAACAAUACAUCAAAAAACGAGAAAAACUCCUCAAAAAUUCAAAUUUCACCAACACAAAGCUGAAAGUUGUCUGUGGUGUUUUGGAUCUGGAGAAGAAGGGAACUCACAUCGAUCUGGUCGACAGGAUCAUGAAUUUCCUCAUUGCACCGAAAAACAGCGGGAAGCGUCUCCCUGUGAAGAAGAAGAGGAAAUCAAAGAAGAAACUGUCGGACGACAACUCGAAGACAAAUACCAAGAAAAAGAGCAAAUCCAAACCCAAGAGCUCGUUGUCUAGUCCCAAAAAGUCCAAAGCAGGAAGCAAGUCCAAAGCCAUCGUCAUGGACUCGAGCAGCGACGACGAUGAUGAGGAGGAGGAUGAGAAGGUGGGGGCGUCGGCUGAGGCUGAGGGAUCAGACACGGAAGAGAAACUGACAGAGAAAGAGGAGGACCAGUCCGACAAGUCGGAGCAUUCUGCAGACGAAGAGGAGGACGAUGAUGAUGAUUCUUCGAAAUCAGAGUCGAGCAGAGGGAAGAGUGCAUCAAAAAAAUCAGCACCAGUGAAAAGACAAAGGGCGUCAGCAAAGAAGACGGGUCCUCCUAAAAAGAGAGCGAAGAAGGACGUUUCAGACGAGUCAGAGUCCGACAGCGAACCUGAAGAGAAGCCCAAAAAGAAGAAGUCUGCUCUGACAAAACCUGCGGCCAAAACAAAGAAGGCCGACAGCAGCAGCAACAGCAAAAACAACACAAACACAGCAGACGACAGUUCAGAAGACGACGAGCCGCUCAUCAAGAUGAUCCAGAAAGCACCGACCGACGAACAGCUGAAGGAGACGGUCCAGAGUUUGCUGAAGGAGGCGAAUCUGGAGGAGAUGACCAUGAAACAGAUCUGUCAGAGGGUGUUUGACACUUUCCCAGAACACGACCUGACCAGCAGAAAGGACUACAUCAAACAGACAGUCAAAUCUCUCAUCACAUGAAGAUCAGGAAACCAAGUCGCGUUGCUGUGAAACUUCAUGGGAGAAAAGAGUUCAGCAGAAACGACUGAAAAGUUUGUUUCAUUAGUUUUGUUUGUUUUCAUAAAAAGCUGUUUUUUACAUGAUUGUUUUUUUAUUAUUAUGAAUGUUUCACAUUAACAGUGCUCAUCUUUUUUAUGCUCUCUGGUCGAGUCCAAAGCAAAGUAGGAAUAUUUUUUUAAUCAAUAAAAAAAGGACAAAUUUUCAAGCAAGUGGAGAAACAAACAUUUCUUCAACUUUAAAAACUGUCGUGUAGUUUUCUUCUGUGAAGUCAACUUCAAGUCAUGAAAAGAAUUAAACAACUGCUUUGUUAGAAAACUGAAGGUUCAUUAAUUCUCUGAUUUGACUUGAUGCAUUUGGCUUCAAAUAAUAAACAGUUUUUCAAAAUAAAAUGUGGUUUGGACAUUUACCAAUUCAUGAGAUGUUUUGUUUUUCAUUUAAAACACAUUUUUACAAACCUGAUCUUUGCUUUUGACUCACAUUUAUUUCUGGAUUAAAAUUUGUACAUUUCUAAUUAGAUUAAGUUAUUUUUGAAUUUACACAUUUUGAUUAAUUGUCUUGUAGCUGAAACUGUCAAACUUUUUUAUUGUGGAUUUUUGAUUUGUUCGUUUCCUUGGUUAUUCUCUGUCAAACAUCAUUUACACUUUUCACGUUCAUAGAUUAACAGAGUCGUUUACUUACUGAUUAAAAUUCUACCUUUU
Messenger RNA from Paralichthys olivaceus (Japanese flounder), 2319 nucleotides. NCBI's taxonomy places the organism in Eukaryota, Metazoa, Chordata, Actinopteri, Pleuronectiformes, Paralichthyidae. The record is from RefSeq and is a predicted model, not a curated record.